CCCGCCUCCGGGGGGAAGGGAAAUUAUUUAUGGGUGAUGUCGGACUGCAAGUUGCUGAAAGUCUGCGGGGCGAGUGGGAGGCUCGUAGCCGAGAGAGGGGAAGGAAAAUAAUAGCAGACUGAGACUUGCUUUUUGCUUGGGGAGUCGAUCCGAUCCAUCCUGCCCCGUCCCCCGGCCGCCAGUCUCCCCUCUCGCAAGCCACAUCGCCCUACUCUUGUGUUAACCCGGACACUUCGACAUGUCUACAAAGUUCGCCUCAUGUUUCUACGAUAUUGGAGAAGUUUUAUGUAAGAACAAGAUGAUUAGCUACAAUAACAACAUCAAUGCAGGCAGCUCCAAUGUGCCCCUGCUGGACAGGAAGGCAGUCGGUACCCCAACACUGGUGGACUACCAGAGGAGACAUUCGGUCACCCUCGCCAACGCUAACUCCAAGUUCAACCAGAACCAGCUCCUCAACAGCCUCAAGCUGGAGCAGACCAGCACUGCUGCCAUGGCCAACAAGGAGAACAAGUUCCGGGACCGUUCCUUCUCCGAGACAGGCCUUCAGAAGCCCCAGAGCCAAGUCAACUCCAGCCGCUACAAGACAGAGCUCUGCCGUCCCUACGAAGAGAACGGGUCAUGCAAGUAUGGCGACAAGUGCCAAUUUGCUCAUGGCAUCCACGAGUUGAGGAGCUUGGCCCGACAUCCCAAGUACAAGACUGAGCUCUGCCGAACCUUCCACACCAUCGGAUUUUGCCCCUAUGGACCCCGUUGCCACUUCAUCCACAAUGCAGAGGAAAGACGUAUGUCCCCCGGGCAUGACCAACAGCAUCUCCCGCUCUCCUCAUCCAACAAGAUUGACAGGCCCCGUCUGCAACACAGCUACAGCUUCUCUGGCAUCUCCAGUUCCCCCAGUGGGCUGCUGGACAGUCCCACCUCGAUCACCCCUCCCCCCAUCUUCAGUGCAGAAGACCUGAGCUCCUCCCCUACCCUGCCAGAUUGUGCCAGCAAUCCCUUCACCUACUCGAGCCAGGAACUAGCCAGUCUCUUCGCGCCCAGCAUUGGGAUCCAAGUUCCCAUGGCAUCCACCAACAAUGGCACCCAUUCUCCUUCGUUCCUGCUCCGACCUUUGGCUGAAUCUCCCCACCUCUUCGAUCCUCCCCCGAGCCCUCCAGACUCUAUGUCCGAUGACUACCUGAGCAGCUCUGGAAGUGUGAGCGGGUCUGAGUCACCUACCCUUGAUCUCAGCAAGCGUCUUCCCAUCUUCAGCAGACUUUCCAUCUCGGAUGAUUAACGCGGCCUUCCUCCUUCCCCCACCUUGGAAGAAGCAGAGCUGUCAAAAAAAAACAAAUGUACCCCUAAUCUGAGCAAGCAUUUAAAAUGAACUUUGAUUUCUUAAAGGCCCAGGUAGCCAGCUUUUGACACACACACACAAAAUUUAGAAUUGACUUGCUAAACCCAAACUUGCCAGCUACGUACAGUGUCACUGAUGACCUACAAUGUGUUUAUCCUCGAGUUUUCACUUUGUAGCAAGGGGGACAGCAAUGACUGCACACUUAUCUCUCAUUUUUAAUCAUUCAUUCAAUUUUUGACAAAUCAGAAUGACUUUUUUAUUUUUUUCCUCAUCUAUAUCUACUUGAGGGCCCAGCAAUUUGGGAUUUGGAGGGAAGAGUCAUCCUGGGAUAAACUGUGGUAGAUUUGGAUUGUCUAACUGGAUGGGCCUAGUUGAGUCGAGGCACUUUGUGACAGGACCUGAAGUGAAUUUGUUGUCAAACAGCUACCUAUCUGCCUGGUCUUAAAGUUCUUAAGUGUGGAUUUAAGAAUCUUUGAAGAGAAUAUUUUUUUAAAGAGAAUUGAAUGGUGUAAUUACGCAUGAUUUGCCGAAACAGAUCUUUAAUGUAGCAAAAAAAAAUCUACAUUUGAUGUCCCUUUAGUAGUACCUUACCUUGUCCCUCUUUUCCCCUAUCCCUUCAAUUGCUGCAUUUCUCUGCAGUGGUAGCACCAAGCGAGUGUCUUUGCAUAGGGUGGGGGUGCUGAGCUCAAUAUAAGGUGACUAAAAUUUCUUCCUGAUGCUCUUGUGGGCAUGUCUUGAGGCAGUAGGCCUGGCAUCAGGAGAUACCUUGCCUCUCUCUGCCCCAGUUUCCUCUGCUCCCCACUGCCUCCACGCCCUUCUCCCUACAUCCCCUUCCUCAUCCCAUCCUUCCAUUCAAUUUCUCUUUAUGUAGUGACAAUUCAUCAAUCCCAGGGACUGGAAUUUAUCAAACGUAGACUUUGGUUGCUUCCAUUAAUUGUGAACAGAGACAAAUUGUGGCAAGACAUUGUGCGGGGCAUGGGAAAAGUUUCUUUGGGGAGGAGUUGGGGGAAGAAUAAUUUUUGUGGGGAGUGGAGUUGGGAUUAACUGGCCUGGGGGAGGGGGUGGGUGGGACAAUUGCUGGUGAUUUUUUUAAUUUAAAUGCGGUGCUGGCAAUAUCAUUCUGGCUGCCUUGUUUUUAAACUUUCCAGCACCCAGUGGAUAAAAUUCAAUUCUCUCAUUUUUGGGUGAGGGGAUGGGAGAGAACCAUGAAAGUUUCUUCAGAAAAAAAGAAUAGCUUUGGAUGAACAGCAUUAUCUUCAGUGAGACAGAGAUUGAGAGAAAUGGUUUAACCAGCUAGCCUUCAGCCUUGGACUUUGCCAAUUUAGUUCAUUUUACUUCUUUUUGUUUUCGCCCUCCCCUGUUUUUUAAAUUCAGCAGAAUGUUAAAAGGAUUUAAAAAUAUUGCUUGUCACUGCACACACAUUACACACACGUACAUACAUACAUACAUACACAAAAAAAUUGCUUAUUUAACUUAUCAAAAACAUAUUUAUUGCCAAACAUAUGCAUUUUUGUUUGUAUUUAUCACAAUGAUGAACCAUAGAAAUAUAUUUUUCUUUUAUGUUUAAAUUAUGAUCUUAUUAAUCUGAAGAUUGUGAGGUUUUUCUUUUUUCUUAUUUUCGUUUCCACAGUUUAAUAUAUUAUACUACAAUGAUGAGGGUUUUUGUAACGUUACUCUUCAGUUAUUUUAUUUAAUAAAAAAAUGUAAUUUAAAAACACAAAAACAUUUGAAUUUAUUUAUUUUGUAGUUUCCCCCCCUUCCUUUUUAAAAAUAAGUAAAUUGAUUUUCUCAUUUUUAUGGCAGCCAUGCGCUCACUGCCUUUAAACUCUUGUUGCCAACAGUGGCCUAGUAUUUCAGGCUUUUGAGUUAACUUCCAUUAUACAAGAGAUUGUUAAGAUGCGGGCUCAGUACUGUGACACAAAAGUGCCUGUCGGAACACAUUCCAAGCAUUUGAUGUAUGCCUUCUGUGUAACUAAUAAUACUUUUAUUAUUGAUAGGUCCUGGCCUCUUGUUCAGAGAGAGACAACCAGGAGUUGGCACAAAGGGAAGUUGAAUGUAUUUUUCCUUCAUUGUUCACUACAUGGUUUAUUUUCUAUGUCUGUGUAUACAGAAUGCUUUUGUAAUGACUGGUUCAAAUGUAAACCAAUAAACCCCAAUGGUUUUUUUUCCAAA
Molecule: messenger RNA, 3505 nt
Organism: Carcharodon carcharias (great white shark)
Lineage: Eukaryota; Metazoa; Chordata; Chondrichthyes; Lamniformes; Lamnidae
Product: mRNA decay activator protein ZFP36L1-like
Exons: 2
Coding region: 239-1273 (344 amino acids)
Molecular function (GO): mRNA binding; metal ion binding
Source: RefSeq, a predicted model, not a curated record